CAAUAGAUGGAACCCGCGAUUGCAUCGACUGUCAACGGUGGAGAGACAUGCGCCAUGGAGACGGAGGACAUUCUGACGGGUUUUGCAGAUGGCCGCAAGGAAGGGAAUUCGGUUGGAGGGAACACCGCAGACUGUGCAGAGGUGCUUGCGACAAUAUAUGCACAGACUGCAGAGAUGAUGGGUGAUGGUGAUGAAACAAAGAAUGAUGCAGGAGGGAGCAUUUGUGAGACGGAAAAGGUUGGGGAAGAGAGAGAGGAGGGAGGUCUGGGAAGCAGGGCAUCUCUGACAGGGUGUAUUGUGAAAGAUGAAAAUGUGGUGAAGACAUCAGUAGGAGAAGAGUACCCAUAUGACAUCAAUUGGGUGCCGGAUCGUGUUCAACCGGGUAUUGUUGGAGGAGCACCCUGCUUUGCGUUCAAAGUCGAUGGGACAUGGGUUCCAUUUCCUGCCCCCAAAAUGAAUACAUGGCGAAACGUAACUCUGUCAAUCAUGUUUGACAGAGUAUUAAGGUUGAAUGAUGGGGCAACACCACAGGAGAAAGGACGAUAUGCAUUGGAAAUGUGGCGUAGCCCGGGGAAGAUGAAGAAGUGCAUGUCGGGACCGCCACGUGGGCAGACGCCCGCAGGCAGAAAGAAGGUGAACCCCAAGGCGGUGCCAGCGACCGGAGACACCGCAGGUGCACGAACUCAGGUCCCCGGACGCCGUCAACGCUCCGGGAUGGCAACUUCGGCGGAAAUCAGAAAGUUGCAACGAUCCACCGACCUUUGUCUGGCUUUCAGGCCGUUCUUGCGGCUCAUGUGCGAGGCUGUGAGGGAGGACAUUGCUCUGGGUAUGGGCGUGAGGUUUCAGAUGACGGCGGUGCGUGCUUUGAUGGAGGCUGCCGAGGUGUACCUGGUCGCCAAUUUCGAGACCAUCAACGAGGUGGCCAUCCAUUCGAAGAGGGUGACGAUCCAGGUCAAGGACAUGAGACUGGUGAAUAGGUUGUCGAAGCCUCGCUGGGUUGAGAAAUAUCAAGGUAUGUUGGACAAGAAGGCGAGAGCUGAGGAGAGACAGCAAUGGAUGGAGGCCAGACAGGCGGAAAGGGAUGGCAGCAGAGCAGGGGCGAAGAAGAGGAAAGCUGUGCCACGUAAGGAGGGGCACGCGAAAAAAAGGCAGCUUGAGAAUUUUACUGUGUGUGCUGCAUAAUGGUUGUCCUGUCGAAUCGUGGACUCCG
Molecule: messenger RNA, 1210 nt
Organism: Chara braunii
Lineage: Eukaryota; Viridiplantae; Streptophyta; Charophyceae; Charales; Characeae
Source: the annotation of a GenBank genome assembly